Messenger RNA from Ostrinia furnacalis (Asian corn borer), 2728 nucleotides. It is a transcript of the gene SRPK, whose product is annotated as SR splicing factor protein kinase. Gene Ontology annotation, molecular function: protein serine/threonine kinase activity; ATP binding. The transcript has a single exon. Lineage: Eukaryota; Metazoa; Arthropoda; Insecta; Lepidoptera; Crambidae. The record is from RefSeq and is a predicted model, not a curated record. Gene Ontology annotation, cellular component: nucleus; cytoplasm. Bases 122 to 1936 code for a protein of 604 amino acids. Gene Ontology annotation, biological process: spliceosomal complex assembly; peptidyl-serine phosphorylation; regulation of mRNA processing.
UCAUUUCAUGUUCGAACGCAUUUUGUUCUGCGACCGGCCGCCAUACUCAAACAAAAAGAUUGAGAUGAAAAGAUAAAUUUUAUAUUUAUUGCAAGUUGUUGAAAGUGUUUUAAUUUACUAAAUGAGUUCUAAAUCAGAUGUAAAUAGAAGAGUACUCGCCAUUCAGGCGAAGAAGAAACGACAUAAACUAGCCAAGAAGAAAAACCGUGAGGAGGAUCACGGCGGUGGUGGACAAGGAAACGGGCUGCGCAACCAAAAUCAAAACCGUUUGGAACCGACACAUAGUUCUUCCAAUGAAACGAUCGAAGAAGACGAGGACGAACAAUACACCAGUGACGAUGAGGAACAGGAAGACAGCGCCGACUAUUGUAAGGGUGGAUAUCAUCCUGUCAAAAUUGGGGACUUGUUCCAGAGUCGAUACCACGUCACUAGAAAAUUGGGUUGGGGUCAUUUUUCGACGGUAUGGUUGUGUUGGGAUCUUGUCGACAAAAGAUUCACGGCGCUGAAAGUUGUCAAAUCGGCGCCCCACUUCACGGAGACGGCUCUAGACGAAAUUAAAAUAUUGAAAGCUGUACGCGACAGCGACCCUUCCGACCCGAAAAGGAAUAAGACCGUGCAACUUCUCAACGAUUUUAAAAUUACUGGUGUCAAUGGAACGCAUGUGUGCAUGGUGUUUGAAGUGCUGGGCCAUCAUCUACUCAAGUUGAUACUCAAGUCCAACUACAGAGGUAUUCCACGGGAAAACGUCAAAACAAUAAUACGUCAAGUGCUGGAGGGGUUGGAUUACCUCCACACCAAGUGUAAGAUAAUACACACUGAUAUUAAACCAGAGAAUGUGUUGGUGUGUGUAGAUGAGACAUACAUACGUAAACUUGCAGCUGAGGCCGUUGAGUUGCACACUCUUGGCCUAAGACUACCACACUCCCUCAUUAGUACUGCCCCGAAAGAGUUUCAAGAGCAGGUAGUGACAGCUAAAAUGAGCAGAAAUAAAAAGAAAAAGUUAAAGAAGAAAGCUAAACGUCAGUCAAUGUUGCUAAAAAAACAAAUGGAGCAAAUAGAAGAAAUGGAAGAGCAAAAGAAACUUGAAAACAGUGAGUCUGCUCCCAUGUCUCAGGACAAUGAUGAUUCACCACCGACUCCAGAAGAAGCUAGUGUUAUUGAUACUCGCUCUGAAAAUGAUGCUACAUUGAAUGGGUGUAGUGAAAUAAUAAGAAGAGCUGAUGACGAAGCAUUUGAUACUGAUGCUGAAGCAGUGCAGGUGCGGAGCAAACAGUAUGGCUGUGGUGAUGACGCUGGCACACCCAUGUCCGAGGGUGAGAUGACCGACACACCACCUUCUCUCAACUCACAGUCAAUGAAAGAGAAGUCAAUGGAUAAGCAACCUGAUCCAGCAUUUGAUAUCUGUGACUUAGAAGUGAAAAUUGCUGAUUUAGGCAAUGCAUGCUGGGUGCAUAGGCAUUUUACUGAAGAUAUCCAAACACGGCAGUAUCGCUCCCUGGAAGUGUUAUUGAGUGCUGGCUACGGAACGUCUGCUGACAUUUGGAGCACAGCCUGCAUGGCUUUUGAAUUAGCUACUGGAGAUUACCUGUUUGAGCCUCAUUCAGGAGAUGGCUACACCCGGGAUGAAGAUCAUUUAGCUCAUAUUAUUGAAUUACUUGGAGACAUUCCCAAGCGUAUUGCAGCAUCAGGAAAAUAUUCAAAAGUAUUUUUUAACAAGAAAGGUGAGUUGAGGAACAUAACUGGGCUAAAGCCCUGGGGCUUGGUGUCUGUUCUAACUGAGAAGUAUGAAUGGAGUCAAAAUGAUGCAGAGGAAUUUGCUGAUUUUCUAAAACCCAUGUUAGACUUUGACCCUAACAGGCGUGCCACUGCCUAUGAGUGCCUUCAGCACCCAUGGUUGAAGACGAGCUAUCCUGAAAAGAAUGAGUCUGAAGAAUAGUACACAUUGCUCUCUGUCUUUAGUGAAUGAUUGUACAUUCAUGAAAUCAGUAGUGUCAACAUACAAAGUAUUUCAGCAAUUUAUGUUUGAAUCAAAGUUUAUUUAUGGAUUUGUUUGUGAGUUAUUUAAUUUGUAUCUAGAUUGUUUUGUUAACGAUCUUUGAUCCAGAAAGUAAAUUGUGUGCAACUAUUGGAAUAAUGCUAAACAACAAAGUUCCCUGUAAUAUUAGUAGCGAGGUAUAUGAUACGCGCUGCUCAAGUUUGUAGACACAUUGGUGAAACACAACAUAGCAUUGGCAUUGUUAUAGACAAUUUUAAAUUACCCAAACUGUACAGAUAGCUUUAGGAAAAUUGUGAUGUAUGACAUGUAGACAAUAUAGGUUUUGUCACAUUAAUCUCUUAGGAAUUUAUUAGUUGAAAUAGCUCGGCACUACCACCUAGAAGUGAGGAACCUAAUGUAAAGUCAUGCAUGCGUACAGUAGCCAUUCAGGUAGUAUGUUCACAUAGUUUAAGUUUGUGUUUUAUCACUACACAAUAAAAAUCUCAUAAUGUAAACUUUAGGAAUAAGACAGUAUUUGUAAUGCCACACCUCCGAGACUGCCUUUUUGUAUAAUUCAAUGAGUCAUCUAAAUUAACAAUGGCUGGAGUCGUCAGACAUCUGGAGGCAGAGUAAGACAGUGUCCUCUUAACCAGCUAAUAUUAUAUAAUUUAUCAUAGUUCCCAAUUUACAUGACCAUUUGUAUUAAUUAUAUCUGCAAAUUUACAUGAAUAAAAAGUCGAAACGAGCUUGUUU